GCUCCGCCCACAAUCAGCUGAUCCAGUUUGUUUUGGUUCCUCCUCACACGUGCUUUUACCUCUGGCGAUUUUUAUUUGAGAAAAGGGGAAAUUGAGACGUUUAUGUGUCCGUGAGCUGACAGCAACAAAGAGCAUAGCAUCAUGGGAAAAGUGAGAAGAGUUCGACAGAAGUAUCACUCCAGCCUCUCCAAGAAUACUCCAAAUGCAACAGAAAAUAAGGAUAUGGGCACAGAUGCUCCAAGGCUGGUUCCCAUUGUGAAGACAAAAACAGAUCAGACUGGAAAAUCAAGUGGGAACAUAUUUGCUGGCUUAGAGAUCAAUUUAGGGGGAGCCAAAAAGACUGCUCCUAAGACAGAUGAGGUGAUGGACACCACAGUCUCAGAUUCUGCAGACCAAAGGAGCAAAGGCAAGAGGAUCAAGAAGGGGAGGAUAAAACAGCGUCAUCAGGAUCUAAUGAAAAAAAUUGAUGCCAUCCAGGCAGGCAAACAGGCAGAGAAAGAGCGCAAGAAACGCGAAAAGACGAAAGUAGUAGGUGACUUGCAUCCCAUGCUAAAUGCGCUGCCAACAUUGGAGGAACUGAUUGCAAAUGCCAGCAAGCAGCAGACGAGUACAAAGAAGGGAACAGGUUUAAAGAAACAAAAGGAAGCUAAAAAAGAAUUCAUGAGCGACAUACAGAUGAUGUUAGCUGUUCAUAAGGACAAGAUAUAUAAUGAUGACCCAUUUGAGGCUGUCACCACGGCAGUCAGAAAUCGAGUCUUGAAUGAUCAAGAAGGACAGUAAUAAAACAUAUCGUUUUCUUGAUAUAUAUAUGUUAAAUAUAUAUAUAUAUACAUAUCCAUAUAUAUAUAUACACACACACACACACACUUUCCCUAGAAAUAUAAGUAUAAAAAUAUAAAUAUUUUCUCUACCCUUAAGUUCUGCUUAUAUCACUUUAUGGGUUUUUGUGACAUAUUCCAUCAGUGAGUUGAAACAAUUGUAAAGAAAUAUAGUUUCCAUAUGCAAAAUAAGCCUAGAAAUCAUGCUGCUCCUUUGUUGUGGAGACAGCUAAUAGGUUAUUUAUAAUAUAUAGAAAAAAAAAAAA
Messenger RNA from Penaeus vannamei (Pacific white shrimp), 1084 nucleotides. RefSeq names its product ribosome biogenesis protein SLX9 homolog. NCBI's taxonomy places the organism in Eukaryota, Metazoa, Arthropoda, Malacostraca, Decapoda, Penaeidae. The record is from RefSeq and is a predicted model, not a curated record. Gene Ontology annotation, biological process: maturation of SSU-rRNA from tricistronic rRNA transcript (SSU-rRNA, 5.8S rRNA, LSU-rRNA). Gene Ontology annotation, cellular component: preribosome, small subunit precursor; 90S preribosome; nucleolus.